Messenger RNA from Cavia porcellus (domestic guinea pig), 10192 nucleotides. RefSeq names its product protein phosphatase 1 regulatory subunit 12B (gene Ppp1r12b). Lineage: Eukaryota; Metazoa; Chordata; Mammalia; Rodentia; Caviidae. The coding region runs from base 157 to 3318 and encodes 1053 amino acids. Gene Ontology annotation, biological process: signal transduction. Gene Ontology annotation, molecular function: phosphatase regulator activity; enzyme inhibitor activity; protein kinase binding. Gene Ontology annotation, cellular component: Z disc; A band; cytoplasm. The transcript is spliced from 26 exons. The record is from RefSeq and is a predicted model, not a curated record.
GCGGUGCUAGUGGCGGGAAGAAUAAAGAUGGCGGUGCGGAGGUCUCCGCCUUCUGCUCCUGGUUGAACCUCUCUGAGAGAGGCGGCAGCAGUAGCCCAAGUCGCACCAGCAGUCUAGUAGUGCUAGUUUCGGCCGCAGCUGCAGGAAACUAGAACCAUGGCAGAGCUGGAGCACCUGGGCGGGAAGCGGGCAGAGUCGGCGCGAAUGCGGCGGGCUGAGCAGCUGCGGCGCUGGCGGGGCUCGCUGACAGAGCAGGAGUCCGCGGAGCGACUGGGCGCGGGGCGACAGACGCAGACGAGGCGCGGGAGCCCCAGGGUCCGCUUCGAGGACGGCGCUGUCUUUCUGGCUGCCUGUUCCAGCGGGGACACCGAAGAGGUAAAAAAACUUCUGGCCAGAGGGGCCGACAUCAACACAGUCAACGUGGACGGCUUGACAGCUCUGCACCAGGCCUGUAUUGAUGAAAAUUUGGACAUGGUGAAAUUUUUGGUGGAGAACAGAGCCAACGUAAACCAGCAAGAUAAUGAGGGCUGGACACCUCUCCAUGCGGCAGCUUCCUGUGGCUAUCUCAACAUAGCAGAGUACUUCAUUAAUCACGGAGCAAGUGUGUGUAUGGUGAACAGUGAAGGUGAGGUCCCCUCUGACCUUGCAGAAGAGCCAGCUAUGCGGGAUCUUCUUCUGGAGCAAGUGAAGAAGCAAGGAGUUGAUCUAGAGCAGUCAAGAAAGGAAGAAGAGCAGCAUAUGUUACAGGAUGCCCGCCAGUGGCUCAACAGUGGGAAAAUAGAAGAUGUGAGGCAGGCUUGCUCGGGGGCCACAGCCCUCCAUGUGGCUGCUGCCAAGGGCUACUCUGAAGUCCUCAGACUUUUAAUUCAGGCUGGCUAUGAACUCAAUGUUCAGGAUCAUGAUGGCUGGACUCCCCUCCAUGCUGCUGCGCACUGGGGAUUGAAGGAGGCUUGCUCCAUCCUGGCAGAAGCACUCUGUGACAUGGAUGUCUGCAACAAACUGGGCCAGACACCAUUUGAUGUGGCUGAUGAGAGUCUCGUGGAACACUUGGAGAUGCUUCAGAAGAAGCAGAAUGUGCUUCGAAGUGAAAAGGAAACACGGAAUAAACUUAUUGAAUCAGACCUAAACAGCAAGUUGCAGAGUGGACUCUUUAAGAACAAAGAGAAGAUGCUAUAUGAGGACGACACACUCAAAUUCCAAGAACUAGAAGAAGAAAACAAAGAAUCUAGUAGCUCCAGUUCAGAGGAAGAAGGUGAAGAUGAAGCUUCUGAGUCAGAAACUGAGAAGGAGGCAGAUAAAAAGCCUGAAAUCACUGUCAGUCAUUCCAGUUGUGAAAGCCAGAGUAGUAUCACAGAGCAGAUUCCAACGCCAACUCAGAACACCUUCUCUGCUUCUUCUGCUAGGAGAUUCUCCUCUAGUCUUUUUAACAAGACAGAAGAGGCUAAAGAUGAAUCUCCCUCUUCAUGGAGAUUGGGACUCAGAAAAACUGGCAGCCACAACAUGCUGAGUGAAGUGGCCAAUUCCAGGGAUGCUUUAAGGGACCGAAGCUCCUCCAUCUACCGCUCCUCUUCAAGCCCUCGGAUCUCUGCUCUACUGGACAACAAAGAUAAGGAAAGAGAAAACAAAGGCUAUUUUAGUUUGCUGGCACCCCGGAGGCUCAGUAGUACAAGUGACAUUGAAGAAAAAGAAAACAGAGAGUCAGCUGUGAAUCUGGUGAGAAGUGGCUCCUACACAAGGCAGCCGUGGAGGGAUGAAACAAAGGGGAGUGAAAGCCCGCAGACAGCGACUUCUUCCACCUAUGUGUCAAUCUAUUUGAAAAGUGCUUCAUUUGGUAGAAGUAGUGACCCCACAACUCCCUACAUUUCAACCAAUCGCAAUUCACCUCCUGCUACCUCACCCAUUACCAUUGGUUCAUCUACCUCUCGGGGCAGCCAGUGGCAACCUGCCUCUUGCUCUGCACCAAUCAGUGCAUCAGUACAACAUGGCAGGACUCCUUACAAAUCACAGGCUGACUCAACAGCAGAGAAAACAGCAGACACUGUCUCCUCUAGCACCCCGCUUUGCGUGAUCACCAAUCGUCCUCCACCUAGCACUGCCAAUGGGAUCACAGCUGUCACAGUGUCGUCCUCUACUGCAGCAGACCCCUCUGUGGAAGCCAGGGAGAAGAGGAGGUCCUAUCUGACUCCUGUACGGGAUGAGGAAGCCGAGUCUUUACGGAAGGCACGCUCCAGACAAGCUCGACAGACUCGGAGGUCCACUCAAGGUGUUACCCUAACAGACCUUCAAGAAGCUGAAAAGACUUUUAGCCGUUCAAGGGCAGAACGCCAAGCUCAAGAUCAGCCUAGUGAGAAGCCUGUCAAUACUGCAGGGCUGGAAGGGAGCAGCGAGAAGCAAGAUCCCUCAACAAAACUGGCAAAGGAAGCUGGGGAGAGCCAGCAGCCUUGGGGCAGAAGUCUGGAUGAGGAGCCUGUCUAUCGUCGCCUGAGGUGUCCAAGUCAGCCAGAAAAACCAACAACCUCAGUGUUACCUUCUGUUUCAAGACCCUCACUCUAUACCAGUUCCCAUCUGCUACGGACAAGUAGAUCUUCAGUCCCUGAUACUGAGAGUUCAGAGACUGCCACAAACACUAUAACUGCAAAGGAAAUGGACAAGAAUGAGAGUGAAGAAGCAGAUUUAGACGAUCAGUCCUCUAAUCGACUGUCCAUCCGAGAGAGGAGGCGGCCCAGGGAACGUCGAAGAGGCACAGGCAUCAACUUCUGGACAAAGGAUGAGGAUGAGGCUGGUGAUUCUGAAGAGGUCAAAGAAAGCUGGCAUGAAAGACUUUCUAGGUUGGAAUCGGGGGGUAGUAACCCUUCAACCAGCGAUUCUUACAGUGACCGGCCCUCAGCCAGAGCCCGUCGGGAGGCCCGGGAGGCUCGUCUAGCCAGCCUGACCAGCCGAGUGGAAGAGGACAGCAACAGGGAUUAUAAAAAACUGUAUGAGAGUGCCCUGACUGAAAACCAAAAAUUGAAAACAAAGCUUCAGGAGGCUCAGCUAGAGCUAGCAGACAUAAAAUCCAAGCUUGAGAAGAUGGCCCAGCAGAAACAGGAGAAGACCUCUGAUCGAUCAUCAAUGCUGGAGAUGGAGAAAAGGGAGAGGCGAGCCUUGGAACGGAAAAUGUCGGAAAUGGAGGAAGAGAUGAAGAACCUCCACCAGCUAAAACAGAUUCAAACCUUGAAGCAGAUGAACGAGCAACUGCAGGCUGAGAACAGAGCCCUGACCCGAGUGGUGGCCAGACUCUCGGAGUCCAUCGAGUCCUCGGACACCCAGGAGCUCUAGUUCUUGCCUUUCCUCUUCACCUCACUUUCCUCCUCCACUACUCCAGGUGUUAACAGAACUGAAAUCUGACAACCAGAGGCUGAAAGAUGAAAAUGGUGCCCUCAUCAGAGUCAUCAGCAAACUGUCCAAAUAAAUUAGGUUCCACAUUGAGGAGUGAGGGGACAGAAUUUCCUGCCCUACUCUUUUAUCCAGCCAUUGCCUUCCAGCCAAAAGAAAUGAAUGUUUUGGUGGAAGGCCGCUUCGUCUUGAACCUCUUCAGUCACCUCCUCUGCAGUUUUCUCUGUACUCUGAAUGCCCGGUUCCUCCCACACCCCCAUCUUGAGUUUUAUGACAGUAUCAAUUGAAGCAUGAUUGUUCCAAGCCGUCUGGAGAAGGCCUUGUGGAGCACACUAAGCUCAGCCUUGGGCCCCAGCUUCUGAUGCUUUUGUCUGUAUUGGAUUUGGUUCAAACCAUAGGCUUCUGCCCACAGCCUUACGCUGACCCAGCAUCCUCUGAUAUAGGUGAGUCCUGUGCUGGCAACUCUAGGAUCCUGUCUGGGAAGUAAAGAGAAAUGACAGGAUAGCGAACAAAUCACCAGACACUCUGGAGCUACAUUUCUUUAGAGUCCAAGGUGACCAUGACUCUGCUUCAAGGUUCUGUAUCCUUCCCCUGACUCAUUUUUAUUUCUUCUAACAGUAACGUAGCACCAUCCCUGACUAGCCUGAACCUUUUUCUUCCUUCAUGCCUAGCCCUUUUUCCAGCGCUUAUGUGACGCUGGCCUCUCCUUUCUGUCCUUUCAUUCUUCCUCCACACUGCCUGCUCGCUUGAUUGUGUAAAAGCUGGAAGAGAGCAUCUGACCUCACUUGUUCUCAGCCAUUACGGAAAACCUGGGGGCUAAACAAUCAUCACUCUGGUGUCUUGGGGACACCCCAUGAGCCCUGACCCUGCAAAGCGAAGCCAUGGUAUGAAUGUCAGCCUGUUUCCUUCUCCUACUUGUCUUCUUUCUGCAAGGUUAUUUUUUGUACUAGAAAACCUGGGCUGUGGAUCCCCGUUCUCCUUUGCCUCCCUUUGACCUUGUUUCCUCUUUGCUCUGGCACCUGCUCCUGCUGAGAAAUGAAGUCACUGCAAGGAGGUCCGGGUGGUGGAGAGGGCCGGGUGGUGGAGAGGGCCGCUUGUCAGGAGCUGGACUACAGAGUGAGGACAGGGCUAGGGAGGACAGGGAGAUAGUGAAAGUAAAGGAUCUGAGGACACUCGUGAUAUAACAAGACUGUCGGCCCAUUAUGCUCGGGAGAAUGGUGAUGAAUUUGAUUGUUUCAGGUGGUUAGAUUUGGGGCAGAGACAUUUGUUUUCUUAACAACUAACAGGAAAAAACGACAGCUUGGAAAAGGUUUAAAGGGAUGAGGUACUUCCAACCCAUCAGAGUCGUGGAAGUUAGAGUGGCAAGGCUAAGUGAUCCCUUAAUUCAGUUUUCCAGUGGUAUCACAGCUUUAACUAUUGUCAGGUAGCCUCUGGUGGCCGUGCAUUUAUUACUCAGGGGUUAGGCAACACAUACCCAGAGAGUUUCUGCCGACAGCCUAGUUCGGCCUGUGAAUUCUCCCUGUAGGCCGCAUCCGGUCUUUGUAGCUCUUCAUGUGACAUUCUUUCCUUUUCACGUGGUUGGUGCUCAUGUUUUUCACAGUCCUUAUAAUCAUUACUCACCUGGCAUGCUUUCCAUGCCUGUCACAUCUUGGCCUUCUUGCUUUAAAAUAUGCCCAGACCAUAACAGAAGUCUCCAUAAUUACAGCACACAAUUAAACCAUUAAUUUUCAGUGAUGACCCAGUGUUAAUGUGAAUACUUCUUUUGUAGGAAUUUUAUCUCUUCGUUCAUUUUGAGGGUACAGAUCAUUUAAGGCCCUGUCAUUUUAGUGUAAAUAGUGACAGUGCAGAGAGUAGUCUGUCCAUUCCCUUAACAUGUCUUACCUCUGUUAGUUUCUUUCCUGAAACAGCAGUGUCAUUCUUUGUGACUCUUGGAAACAUCCAGCACCCUUUCAACAGAAGGUGUCAUUCGAGAUCCCAAGGUUCCAAAUGGGAAGCAUGUCUUAUCUGACAGAAACCCAGCUUUAGAGUAUCCAGAUUCUCUCUUCCAUUGUUACCCAUUUUUCAGGAGAAGCUGUGCCUACCUUGGGACUUUGUAUCGUCACAGAGGCACUGUAAGCUCAGUUCUCAGGACAUGCAGAAUACGACAAGAAUUUCUGCAUCUUCUACUGUAAGAAUUCCUUUCACUCUGUGUAGAGGAAGUCAAAAGGGCAUUGGCUAAGUGAUUCUUAUGGCAUACCUUGGAUAUUAGUAAAGACAUUAUUGUCUCUUUCAUAGGAAAAGAAAUUUGGAUUAUAAGGAAGACAUUUUGAGCCUUUUCUAUUCUGUAGACCAGGUAAAAGAGUUACAAAGAGUCCCUCAGAUCCCUUUGUGCCUUUCAAAAUAUGGGAGGCAGGUUUUCAAAACUUUCAGAUUGGCAUGACAUCUCUACUGGCCUACACAGCCCUUCCAUGAUAAAGAUGCUUUUUGCCAGGAAAUUUUCCUUGUGACAAAAGAUUUUCAAGCUUUUUAAUCUCAGGAAUACUGGAUUCUAAGGUUAAGAACUCAAAAGCAUUAACCAUCCUAAGUAAUUUCAGGCACUUUCUCUUAUACUCUUAAUUUUAUUAGAUAACAUUUUCAAUUCUGGUCUCUUCAAAUUAAACAUUAUUUCUUUACAACUAUGUUGCGUGAUAGCUCUACAAGGUAAUGGUUAGAGACCUCUAGCAACCAGCUCUUUUCUGGUGCCUGCGCCCCCGGUCUCCUGUGCUUCUGCUGCUUGGCCAGUAACCUGCUUGGUCUCCUCAGUGGCCACUGACUUCCUGUGUGGUUUAAGUGCUCUCAAGCACCCUGCUGCAGCUCUAACCUGGGGUAGCUACUUGCUGGCCUGCAUUGUGGGCGUGGCUCUCUGUCACUUUAGUCUCCACAGGAAGUAUCAGAAUAGAGAAGAGUGUAUUCUUGGACAGCUUCAUACCCUGUUCCCAUUGCCACACCUCUGGGAGCAAUGAUUGGGCCAUUCCUGAGAUUCUCUGGCUGGGAUUUGCCUUCCAGGGACUGCCCAUCCUUCCACGUAGCUCCAGGGUGCAAUGACCCAGCCCCAUCCCUGACUCUAGUAUAAAGGUUAGGUGCAUUGAGGGGGCCACCGCCAAAGGACCUGAAGUACAAGUGUCCCAUUAGCCUCAGUGUAUUCAGGAUCCUGGGCUGGUCGCCAACACAUUUCCUAGGGCCACCCUGUUCAGGAUUUGCCCUGGUUUCUUUCCCUUCCUCACCCACAGAGACCUAGAUAUAUUUGCUGCUCUCUGAGGCCACAGGUGGGUUUCAUGUGUCUGUGGAAGAUCCCAUUCUCUCUGUGCCCCCCCUUCCCAAAAAAAACCAUGCCAAUUUAACAGCUUGCUCAGAAAGUAGGGAGGUUAAAAUGCUGCUUCAUAGACUGUGAAUUCCACUAAAGCAUGCAUACUGCUGGCCAUUUCUCCACUAGGAAUGUAUAAUUGAGCCUUAGAUGAGGGAGAGAAACUCACAGCCCAUGCACUUUACUAGCUCUCUUAAUUUCUGGCUCCUCACAACCUGCCUAAGCCACAGACAUUCCCCACUUCUGGAGGAACUGUGGCCGCUUCCUGACAGUGUGGGCACUCAUUAGCACACACUGGUGAAGAAAGGACCCUGCAAGGUGUCACCAGCUGUCCUGCCUGCAGCCUGCUUUGCAUGGAAAGUGUAAAGAUCCAGCAGCUAGGGAAGGAGGAAGUCCCUGUCCCACCCCACCACGUGAGCCACUGGGUGCACUGGAGUUGUGGGAGCCUUCUCUCCUGAGUGUUGCCAGGGGUCGUAGAGCUGCACCGUGCAUACCCACACUGUACUUAGCUCAACACAUUUAUCAGUCAGAGUCCCUCCCCAGUGCAGAGGCAGGCUUGUACCCUCAAAGUAUGACUAGCUCUGGGCAGAGCGUGAGGCACUGUGAGAAGAUAAGCCCCAGGGAGUGACCACCUGUGUCCCAGGGCCAGCUCCCAUUAGCCAUGUGACCUUUGGCAAGGUAAUCUUUAAAAUCCCUUCUGGCUUAAAAUUUCUGUGAUUUACUCAUUCUUAGGAAGAUCAGAACAUUUCUUAGACUUGAAAUUAUUGAAGCAGAAAUUUCUUUUAGAAAAUUUCUUUUAAGUUCAAGAACAAAAAUUGUUUUCUUUCGGAUUCAAACUGUAACAUCAUGUCAAGGUUGACUUCUCAUCCUUGUUGGAAAGUGAGUUUGAUAUUGAAGGUAAUUGAAUGCUUUUGCAGUUGUUUUCCUCGUAAUGGUGUGGUAAGAAUAUUAAAACCUGCAGAGGUGGAAAUUGGAGCAUGUGAGGAAAUGGAUAGAAAGCAAUUUGUUGCUGGCAGCCUUUAGACAAAUUGUUUUAAUAGGAAAUAGAGCUGCUGCUUCAUAGGUUUCCACAGCUGCCGUUCCUCGGCCUGCUCAGAGGUAAGCUACUGUGGCUCUCAACACCGAGACAGCAGGCUGCAUUGUAUUGCUGCUUAUUGCCAGCUGGUUCCUGGCCUUGAACUCUGCCUUGCAACAGCGAGAGAACUUUCCUAUGUAAAACUUAAGCUUUUAGUUCCAUGGAGCUACUCCCCUGGGUUCUGAGUCAUCAGAAGUAGGAGGCCCUAGUGCUGUUCAAAGAGUCUUUUCUUUAAAGCAGGUCUGCAGAGAUUUCCAAAGCAGUAAGCAUUUAUGAGCUACCCAGCCAUGCUGCGCAGGGCAGCACCAAACUCAGAAGCCGACGGGUUUGCAUGUGAGCAUAGCAGAAGGGCAGGGACCUGGGACAUGGAAGUGGCUGCAUGCUGUAGUGUGUAAAAGGCAGCCAACCUUUGAAUGUGGAGUAGAAAGAGGCAAAGCACAUGGAAAUGAAUUUGUCUCACCAGUGACUUCAUCCCUCAGCCUCCAGCUGAGCAGAGAUUUUAAUCAACUUCCUAAUGGGCAUUGACACUUCUCAGGAGCUAUAGAUCCUAUCAGAGACAGCUAUUGAUCUCUUAUGUUCUGAUUAGAUUGGGAAACUCGAUCCAGUUCAUUACAGCCUGGGAACUAUUGUCAUCACAGCUACUAAGGGAGAGGUAUCUCUGAGAGCUGAGGAAGAACACACACAAUCAGCCAACCAGCCAGCUACUGAAUGGUGAGGGAGGAUGCACUUGUUUGUCCUUAGGAGCUGCAGCUGAGGGUCAGAGUUGAACUGGGGCAUGGUCUAUAGCUGGGGUCUGAAAGCCCUGCUGGGGAAGAACUGUCAGUAAAAGGUAGAAACAUCUCAAGACCACAGUACUGACAGAUGCGUUCUUGGCUUGAGAGUUGAGGCUCACUCUUCUGGUCUGUGUGCAUCCAUGUGCACUUGUGCUGGCCUGGAGUUUUGAAUGCAGCCUGGCACAUUCUUGAUCAGAAAUGAGAACUUGGAAACUAAUUUUCCCUAAGUCUGUUGUUUUAUCAAUUCCUUUCUUUCUCUCCUGCCCUCUUCCAAGACUUCUGUGCUGUUCUCAUCUGCUUAUCAUUUUAGACUGUGAAUCUGCCAGAGUGAUAGUUAUUUCUCCUCCAAAUUUUCCCUUCAUGCUUCCAGUAAAAUUUUACUUGGGUGGCCCCUUAAGGUGAUAUCAGAGUGCCUGAUCUCCUUCCAAAAUAAGCAUACUGUGCUCUCUUUCCCUCUCCUCUCCUUCCACAUUCUUUAUUCCUUGCUUUCCUCACUUGGACCCUCUGGUACUUUACAGAAAGUUCUCCAUGAAUCAGUGAGAACCAGGGGGAGUUUAUACAUAUACACCAUCCACCACCUCCAUCCCAUUCCUUCCAGUUUGAAGUUCCCUGCUGUGCUAAUGCCUCUCAAAGAUGAGGGGUGACUUGUAGGCUUUGCAGGCCUGAGGCUUCUGAGACUGUGGGCAGCUUUGUCUAGUUUGUUCUGUCUUUGUCCCGAGAGGGUAACUGGUUCCAGCUUAAGGCAUCAGAGUGUGUCUCAGCACAGCUGGAUCCAUGUGUCAGUGCAUCUGUGACAGCAGCUCAGCCCAUCCCUCCCUGGCAGGAGGAGGACUCAGAAGAGGUGCACCACCUCUGGGGAGCCUCCAAAGAGGCUCUAUGUGCUCCCAAGAGCAGAGCUGGGCAUCAGAAUACAGAUCCAAACAAGGAUGCGUUCAGUUCGAGUGCCAGCUUGAAUUUGACCCUUGACCCUACCUGAAAUCUCUGGGCUUGCUGGUCUUCCACUUGCCUGAACCCUCAAACAGAUUUCAGCUUGUCCUCGGGUACAGAGGCUGAGGAAGGAAGAGGACGCCGGGAGGCAGGCUGCAGGGCAGAAGAGGGCUCUGGGAGGGUGAGCCCUAUGGAGGGUCGGGUGCCACCUGGCUGGCUCUUCAAAGAGGGCCAGGAUUUCCCAGGGAGAGAAUAUGUUUUGCCCUUGCAUCCGUCUCUUGGAAGAAGACAACAGCCUGUUCCCAAGGGAACGGUUCAGACCCGGGCUCUUGGCCUUAGGGUUUCCCCCUUCAUUCUUGCCUCUGCCCUGACCUUGAUCAAACAGAGGUGAAAAGAGCAGAAAGGACUCCUCACCUUACUUCCACCAUAGUUACAGCACCAGAUGUAACUUUUCAGCUGAGCUGUGUGGGUUUAAUCAGUUCACUGUAAAUACACCUGGAGUAUUGAGGGAGGGGAAGCCAGCUCACUUUGUGAACUGAAUGUAUUUUUAUGCAAUUUUGAGUGGCCUUUCAACCCUGAAAUGGAUUUUGUUUUACUGGUGGUUAUUCUAUAGUUAUUAAGUAUUCUGUGUUUGAAAGUUUGGGAAAAAUAAUAUUCACAUCUCUGUGAUGCCUAUAAACACAACAGUAUUUAUAACUCAGUAAAACUGUUUUAACUUUG